CAACAACAGCAGUUUGCCUAGAAACAUGUGGGGUGGACACAUGUGGUCGUGCUCAUAAGGAUCUCUAGAUCAUCGCGGCCCUAACAACAAUAACAACACAUGUGGUCGUAUGAAGGAGACAUUUUUUUAAUUUUGAUACACUAGUUCAAUUACAUAUUAAAGAUGGGUGAUUUAUCGGAGGAUUUUGACAAGAAGAAGAGCCACAAUCAGCGGCAUGCAGGGCGAAAGGCGGAGAGAAAGGCAGCUAAAAACAAACAUGUCCAAGAGUUAACAUCACAACAACGCAACCCAAAAGCUUCUGCCUUUCAGUCUGCUGUAAAGGCACAACGGAAAUUUGCAAGGUCUCAAGACAUAAAAUCUAAGAAACAUCACAUCCCAGUUGUUGAUCGGACUCCACUUGAGCCUCCACCUGUCAUUGUGGCUGUGGUGGGUGGACCCAGGGUGGGAAAAUCCACACUUAUGCGAUGUUUGAUAAAGAACUACACCAACCAAAGAUUUUCUGAAAUCACUGGGCCUAUCACAGUUGUUGCUGGCAAGAAGCGGAGAUUGACAUUUAUAGAAGUAAACAAUGAUAUCAAUUGCAUGAUUGACAUUGCUAAGGUUGCUGACAUUGUCCUGAUGCUGAUUGAUGCCACAUUUGGAAUUGAGAUGGAAAUAUUUGAAUUCCUUGAGAUUUGCAGAGCACAUGGGACUCCUCGGGUUAUGGGGGUACUGAAUCACCUGGAUAUGCUUAAAGACAAUAAAUCACUCAAAAAAAGGAAGAAAGCUCUAAAGCACAGGUUUCAAGUUGAACUUUAUCCGGGUGCAAAGCUUUUCUAUCUUUCUGGUCUAAUUCAUGAAGAAUACUUGAAAAAUGAAAUAAAGAAUCUUGGUCGAUUCAUAUCUGUAAUGAAAUUUCGGCCACUUACCUGGCGUACUACUCAUCCUUUUGUAAUUGUUGACCGUUAUGAGGACAUCACAAACCCCGAAACCCUGAGGACAAAUCCCAAGUGUGACCGUGAUGUUGUGCUGUAUGGGUAUGUGCGAGGGAUCCCAUUCCAUCAGUCUCAGCCAGUCCACAUCCCAGGUUGUGGAGACUACAAGCUGAAAGACAUUAGUUUCUUACCUGAUCCAUGUCCACUUCCGGAACACCUGAAGAAGAGAGCAUUGAAUGCAAAGGAGAGGCUCACCUAUGCACCAUUAUCUGGUGUAGGUGGAGUGGUUUAUGAUAAAGAUGCCGUUUACAUAGAUCUUGGAGGAUCACAUCAUGGAAACAAAAAUAAAAAUAUAGUCAAUGAAAGUGAAGAUGAGGAUGAUGUCUUUCAACCUCUACUAGAUCUGCAGAAGACGACAGAUGAGAAGCAAGCCCAAAGCCAGAUCCAGCUUUUCCCUCAGUCCAAAUUUAUUGGAAAUGAUGAUUUUAAUAAAGAACAGGUGGACGGUACAAAUAUAGAUAAGGAUGGCUCUAGUAGAAUUCCUCCAUUUGAAACUGUAAAAGAUAGUACUGGGAGAAUUCGAAGAAGAGCCAUAUUCUCAGAUGGGUUGGAGGAAGAGGAAAGUAAUAAUGAGGAAGACUCUGACAGUGAUGAAAGUAUGAGUGAAGAAGAAUCAGAAGAAGAGACAAGUCAUGAAAUGGAGCCUCCAAGAAAAAAAUCAAAAAGCACUUCACAUGUGCAAGAAGAUACUAAUAAGAACAGUUCUGCAAGUGAUUCUGAAGAUUAUGACUUGGAUGCAGAUUUGAAAGAGGUUCAGAAAAGUCAAACAGGUCAAGACAGUCAAAUCGAAUCCCUUCUUACAAACAGAACUGAACCAUCAGCCCUGCAUAAAACUCCUCUCUUGAAAAACAACAGUAGCUCUUCAGUGACAGCUAAACUCCAAGGACUAUUAGAAAAGAUAAACACAUCAACAUCUCAGCAAGUAAAAUCUAAUGACACUCAUGACAUGUGUGAUGAAAAGGAACUUUCUGAAGAUAAGCCAGAUGAAGAAGAUAAUGAUGAAGACAACACAGAUAGUGAUGAAGAUGUCAAAAUGCAGUACCGCAAGAUGAUGCUCAAACAAGCCUCGUCAGAUUUUUACAAAAGUCAAAGUACUGUUGCAUUUUUACGAAAGUUCAUUUACACGGAUGUAAAAGAUGAAGAGGACAGUAGUAGUGAAGAGGAUGACAAUAACAUUGGAGGUCUAUUCUACAAAGUAUCACAGUCAAAACCCAACAAACAUUUAUCCCAGGCCCCAAUGGACGAAGUUGAUACUAGUCGUUACAUUCCCCCAGCCCUUCGAGAUUGGAGUAAUGAUGAGGUAUUCAACUCCAUCAAAGAUUGCUUUGUAACUGGGGAAUGGAAAGAAAGUGAAAAUGCUCAAACUCUUUUAAAAACUGGGUCAUCAACUUCAAGUGACCAGUUUGAAGGAUAUGAUUCACCUGCAUCACACUCGGCCAGUGCAUCACCCACUUCAUCUGCAACAUCAGCUGAUCAUUCUCCUGAACAGGCACAAGAUAGAAAUACAUUGAUAAACUUUGUUUAUCCACAGCCUGAAUUUCGCAUUGCUGCUAAUGGAGUUGUAUUGGAAGCAGACCAGAGUUGUAAGAUAGUGAAGAAACUCAAGUUGAUGGGCACUCCAGAGAAAAUUCUAAAGAAGACUGCUUUCAUAAAAGACAUGUUUCAUUCAGAUACUGAAAUUGCCAAGUUUGAAGGAGCAAAAAUUGAAACUCAAUCUGGUAUUCGAGGUAUCAUCAAGAAAUUUCAAGGAGACAGAGGACACUUCCGUGCUACUUUUGAAGAUGUAAUCAAAAUGAGUGAUGUGAUAAUUCUGAAGACAUGGGUGCCUCUAGAGAUGGCAAGGCACUGCUUUCCUGUCCGCACAUUGUUACUUCCACCCAGUGAGAAGGCAGCUUGGCAGGGCAUGAAGACAGUGGCCCAAGUGAAAAAGAGCAAAGGGAUAAAAAAUCUAGCUAAUCCUGAUUCCUUGUAUACUCCUAUCACUAAGCGCCGUGAGUAUGUACCACUUCCACUGAAGAUUCCCAGAGAACUUCAGAAAGCUCUACCAUAUAGUGAUAAGCCAAAGAUCACUCCAAAAGCUGCUAAAGAACAAAGAGUCAUAGUUGUAAAAGAUCCCAAGGAAAUAGAGAUGGAUAGUUUCAUGAAGCGGUUGAAGACAAUGAUGGAAGACAAGAUUCAAAGGGAAGAGAAAGAGAAAGAAGAGAGUAGAAAGAAGUUCAAGAAAGAUAUUGGUGAGCGUGAACAUAUGCGUCAAGUUAGAGAAAAACGAAAGAAGGCUGCAGCUUGCAGAAUUAAGAGUAAAAAGUAUGGGAAGAAAGACAUUGUUUAAGUAGUAUAUUUUUGUACAUGCACAUGCAUACCUGACUGACAUCCACUGAAAAGAGGGAAUAUCUGAAGCAAGAUGCCCAUCCUUGCAUAUGCAAUCACAAUCACCUCAAGUAUUCUUGUACAUGAAAGCUGCAAGACCUCUAAGAGGGAAAGACCAUUCCUCAUUGUUCACACUGUGUGGUCAUUUGCACAUCAUAAAGACUGGGAUCAGGGCUCAACAGUAGAAUUGAUGUAGUCAUACUUAACCAUAACAGAUGUCAAUGGAAUGAAUCCAUGAUCUAAGUGUAAUUAUUUUGAUCAUGAAGUAUGCAGUGAUGGGUAUGAAAGCUGCAGGUUUGGAUGAUUGUGCUGUUUAAAGAGUGGCAAACGACUCUUGUAGUGUGGUAGAUG
This is a messenger RNA of Portunus trituberculatus (swimming crab), 3692 nucleotides long. Its product is annotated as ribosome biogenesis protein BMS1 homolog. Gene Ontology annotation, biological process: maturation of SSU-rRNA from tricistronic rRNA transcript (SSU-rRNA, 5.8S rRNA, LSU-rRNA); ribosome biogenesis; endonucleolytic cleavage of tricistronic rRNA transcript (SSU-rRNA, 5.8S rRNA, LSU-rRNA). Gene Ontology annotation, molecular function: U3 snoRNA binding; GTP binding; GTPase activity. The coding region runs from base 163 to 3303 and encodes 1046 amino acids. The record is from RefSeq and is a predicted model, not a curated record. The transcript is spliced from 18 exons. Gene Ontology annotation, cellular component: nucleus; 90S preribosome. NCBI's taxonomy places the organism in Eukaryota, Metazoa, Arthropoda, Malacostraca, Decapoda, Portunidae.